Messenger RNA from Sturnus vulgaris (Common starling), 1922 nucleotides. Its product is annotated as E3 ubiquitin-protein ligase TRIM7-like. Gene Ontology annotation, molecular function: protein binding; zinc ion binding. Lineage: Eukaryota; Metazoa; Chordata; Aves; Passeriformes; Sturnidae. The record is from RefSeq and is a predicted model, not a curated record.
AUGGAGGCGCCGCCCGCGCCCCCCGCCGCGCCCCCCGCGCCCUGCAGCGCUGCGCGGAGCCUGCAGGACGAGCUGACGUGCCCCGUGUGCCUGGAGUACUUCAACGAUCCGGUGCUGGUGGCCGAGUGCGGGCACAACUUCUGCCGCGCCUGCGUGACCCAGUGCUGGGAAGACUCGGCACGGCGCCUCUGCUGCCCGCAGUGCCGCGAGCCCGUCCCGCAGCGCCUCUUCCGCCCCAACCGCUCCCUUGGCAACAUCGUGCACAUCGUCCGCCAGCUGGGGCUGCCGCCAGGCCCCGCCGAGCCACCGCCGGGGCCUCCCGCGCCACCGCUGCCCGCGGCCGCCCCGUCCGGCCCGCCGGGGCCACCGCGCUGCCCGCGCCACGGGGAGCCGCUGCGGCUGUACUGCGUGCAGGACCGGCGAGCCGUGUGUGUCGUGUGUCACCUGUCCCGCGAGCACCGCGCCCACACUGUGCUGCCCGCCGAGGAGGCGGCCCAUGCCGCGGAGGAGGUGCCCCAGGAGCACUUGAGCUCCCUGAGGAAAGGGCGUGAAGAAGCCAAGGCCGAGCGGGAGCGGCAGAGUGAGGAGCUGCUGAAGCAGACGGAAGUGGAGCGGCAGAAGAUCGUGGCUGAGUGCAAGGAGCUGCGGGCGUUCCUGGAGGAGAAGGAGCAGCUGCUGCUCUCCCGGCUGGAAGAGCUGGAGAGGGACAUUGGGCGCCGGAGGGACGAGAGCGUGGCCCGGCUGGCUGAGGACAUCGCCCAGCUGGACAAGCUGCUGGCAGAGCAGGGCGGGGACAGUGGGACAGGGAACGCUCCUGGCGAGAGUGUGGUCCCGGCUGGCAGCAGCCUGGAGAGCUGGAUGUUCCUCAAGCCUGAGCCCGGCUUUUCCGAGCUGGAGAAGAAGCUGAAGAGCUUUUCCCAGAAGAGUGCAGUGCUCAAGGAAGUUCUGCUGGAAUUCAAGGAAAACCUGCGCUUUGAGCUGGAGAAUGACACAGGCGAGCUCUCCCUGGACCCCGACACGGCCAACCCGUACCUGGUGCUGUCGGAGGACAAGCGGAGCGUGCGGCUCCGCGGGGCCCCCCAGGAGCUGCCAGCUCACCCCAAGCGCUUCGACUACGCCUUCUGCGUCCUGGCCUCCGAGGGCUUCUCUGCUGGCCGCCACUACUGGGAGGUGGAGGUGGGAGACGGGGAGAGCUGGGUGCUGGGUGCCGCCCGCGAGUCCGUGCGCCGCAAGGAGAAGGUUGACUUCGCCCCCGAGGAAGGGAUUUGGGCGGUGGGGCUCAACUGGAAGGGCAAAAAUUGGGAUCAGUACCAGGCGUUCACCUCUCCGGAGACGCCGCUGUCCCUCUGCGAGCGGCCGCGCAAGAUCGGGGUGUACCUGGACUAUGAGGGCGGGUGGGUGGCGUUUUACAACGCUGAUAACAUGGCUCCCAUCUUCACCUUCACCGCCGCCUUCUCCGAGAGGAUCUUCCCGUUUUUCUGGCUCUUCUAUGUGGGCUCCUCACUGUCCCUCUGCAACUGAGCCCACCCCGUUCGCUGGUGGUGUCCCCUCUCCUCUGCCAUCCUUAGGUUUUCCUUUGCUUCCAAGAAGAACACCCCAAAUCCUGCCCUUGGCCGUUCAGGGGGGGAUUUUUUUUGCUGUUGCAGUUCAAAGUUUGGAGUCUUUGUAUCCUUAAAACCUUUUCCAGGGGUGUUGGUUGGUGGGGGUGCUAUUUGAGCACCCUCUCUCUGUUGCUGGUUAAACACCCCUGUAGUUCAUUUUGUGUUUCUCUUUGGAGUUGGAGCCCCGUGGAACAGGGAGAGGCUGAUCCCAUCCUACUUCGAAUAGUAGCCAAAACUUUGUGUGUCCCCUCUCCCCCCAAAAAUGCUGUGUGGAGAGGAGGGGUGUUGUUCCCCCCCCACCCCAGUUUGGACACCGUUGCU